Helobdella robusta is the source of this 630-nucleotide messenger RNA. RefSeq lists its product as hypothetical. The transcript is spliced from 3 exons. NCBI's taxonomy places the organism in Eukaryota, Metazoa, Annelida, Clitellata, Rhynchobdellida, Glossiphoniidae. Bases 1 to 630 code for a protein of 209 amino acids. The record is from RefSeq and is a predicted model, not a curated record.
AUGUCUAACCCUUGCGGCAUACCUGUUCAUGGGAAAGGCUAUGGGAGCAAAUCCAGACAGAAAACCACACUCCACCACCUGAGUUGCGGUCCAGUAAUAUCAGUCCAAAAAAAGUAUGCACAUACCGACUCGGACGUCACCCGGGUGAACAAGGUCCGCGCUGCAGCUUUGGGGACUAGAGGCUGCAGUGUAAAGUAUGCUAUUGAGUCCCAGAAAGAUAGACUGAAGAUGGGGUUGACAGUUGGAGUUUGGAAUGUCAGGUCAUUGUGGCAGACAGGGGCUUACGCGUUGAUGAAGAAAGAACUUGAACGAUUCAGAUAUGCUGGGGUUGGUCUGUGCGAGGUCCGAUGGACAGGAGGUGGAGAAAUGGAAGGUGGGAAGAUAUUAUGGUCUGGAACAGAGAGGGAGCACGUCUAUGGAGUUGGAAUGGGAUACCCGAGAGACAUUGAUGUGGUAGUGGCCUAUGCUCCAACAAUGGAUCACUUGGAUGCAGAAAUCGAGGCAUUCUACGAUCAACUGGAGCAAACAUUGAAUGUACUGCCAAAGAAAGAUGUUAAGAUAAUCGCCGGAACGCAAAGAUCGGAAGAGACAAUAUUGGUUUUGAAGAAGUCAUGGGAAAAUACGGUAUAG